UAAAAUAAAUAGGUUACAUAAAUAUAAUAAAAACUGUGAAGCAUCAGAAAACUACAACAGGCAACUAGGAAAGAUGGACUCAGACAUUGAGGAAAAGAGACUACGCACUCGUUCUAAAGGAUCCAGGGUUCCAGUGGAGCCUGUGACACAGGAACUGAGCUGUUCUCUGGCAAAGAGGAGAAAGGUACAAGAAAUGGAACUGGGAGCAUCAGUGAACAAAAGAAAAUCCCUGCUGAUGAAACCACGUCACUACAGUCCCAGCAAGGACUGUGAAGAAGAAAGUAAGGAUGGUAAAGACUGUGACGAGAUUAUGGCAAAGGCAGAUAAUAUGGAAAACCACCGGCAUUUGUUAGAUUCUAUAAGAUCUGACAAAAAAGAGUCCAAAUGUCCAACUCCAGGGUGUGAUGGCAGUGGUCACAUCACAGGACUGUAUCCACAUCACCGCAGCUUCUCAGGAUGUCCUCAUAAAAUGAGGGUGCCCCCAGACAUUCUUGCCAUGCAUGAGAAUGUUCUCAGGUGCCCAACCCCAGGAUGCACAGGAAGAGGCCACGUGAACAGCAACCGCAAUUCACACCGAAGUCUCUCAGGUUGCCCUAUUGCUGCAGCAGAGAAACUGGCCAAAUCACAGGACAAACAGAAUGAUCUUACAAGGAUUGGACAAAUCUCAGACCAAAUGUUCAGGCCUAUGUGUCUGGUGAAACAAAUGGAGAUUACACAAUUGAGCUAUGCGUCAUCUCAGCCAAUCAGCACAUGCCAUACCAACAUAUCUAAAGAGCUGGACAAAUACACCAAGGCUCCAUUUGAUUAUGCCAGCUUCGAUGCACAAGUAUUUGGAAAACACACUGUAACAUCAAAAGUGCAAGAAUGGGAAGCUGUUCAAUUUUGUGAAUCUAAACAGUUUACAAGUCCAGUGACUCCUUCCAGCCGACUGCCUAGAGCCUCUGUUCAAAGUCCAUGCCAUUCCAGUAUCUACACUUAUACUCACGAUACUGAAGCCACUCAUAUAGCAGCUGCAGCUAUCCUCAACCUAUCCACUCGCUGUAGAGAAAUGCCGCAGAACCUCUCCACAAAGCCUCAGGAUUUGUCGGCUAAGAACACAGAUAUAGAAGUGGAUGAAAAUGGAACUCUUGACCUAAGCAUGAACAAAAAUAGAAACCGGGACAAGGUCACCACUUGCAGUUCUGCAGUAACCACACCAGAAUCUCCCCCACCGUACCUAAACAGUAUCUUGAUAACUCCUCAGUACUACCAAGCACUGUGCGAACAAGAAGGAUGGGAUGCACCUGUUAACUACACUAAAGCACAAAUACAAAAGGAAGAGGAUAAAGAGAAAGAAGACAUUGGUCCAGAGGAAGAGAGGAGGUAUCCUGGUGAGGUUACGAUUCCUAGUCCUCAGUCCAAAGUUCCAAACAAAGACUCAAAGAAGGAGCUAAUUACUUGCCCUACACCAGGAUGUGAUGGUAGUGGCCACGUAACUGGAAAUUAUGCAUCACAUCGCAGUGUAUCUGGUUGUCCUUUGGCUGACAAAAGUCUCAAGAGUCUAAUGGCAGCAAGCUCCCAGGAACUGAAGUGUCCAACGCCUGGUUGUGAUGGCUCUGGCCACGUGACUGGAAACUAUGCUUCACACAGAAGCCUUUCUGGAUGCCCAAGAGCUAAGAAAGGUGGAAUUAAGCUAACACCCAGCAAUGAUGACAAAGAAGACUCAGAGUUAGUGAGGUGUCCAGUGAUAGGUUGUGAUGGGCAGGGUCACAUAUCUGGCAAAUACUCAUCACAUCGGAGUGCAUCAGGGUGCCCCUUAGCUGCAAAAAGACAAAAGGAGGCUUCAUUGAAUGGACCCCAAUUUCCAUGGAAAUCUGGCAAAGCAGAAGGUACAACUUGCCCCACACCUGGCUGUGAUGGAUCUGGUCACAUUAAUGGCAGUUUUGUCACCCACAGAAGUUUGUCAGGUUGCCCCCGAGCUUCCCUAGCAAUGAAGAGAAGCAAACUCUCGUGUGAUGAAAUGAUGACCAUCAAGCUCAGGGCAAGUAGCGGAGCUGAAAACAAUGAGGAGAUCAAUCAUUUGGAUGAUGAAAUUAAGGAGCUGAAUGAAUCAAAUUUAAAAAUGGAAGCAGAUAUGAUAAAACUUCAGACACAGAUUACUUCCAUGGAGAGCAAUUUGAAAACAAUUGAGGAGGAGAAUAAACUAAUUGAGCAGCACAAUGAGAGUUUGUUAAAGGAAUUAGCUGGUCUGAGUCAGGCCCUUAUUAACAGCCUCGCUGACAUCCAACUCCCACAAAUGGAACCAAUCAGCGAACAGAAUUUUGAUUUGUAUGUGAACACUCUGACUGACAUGUACAGCAGCUUGGAAAGGAAUUACACUCCUGAAAGCAAAGCCCUUCUGGAGAGCAUAAAACAAGCAGUGAAGGGUAUCCAGGUGUAA
Messenger RNA from Mobula hypostoma (lesser devil ray), 2419 nucleotides. It is a transcript of the gene st18, whose product is annotated as ST18 C2H2C-type zinc finger transcription factor. The record is from RefSeq and is a predicted model, not a curated record. Gene Ontology annotation, cellular component: nucleus. Gene Ontology annotation, biological process: regulation of transcription by RNA polymerase II. Gene Ontology annotation, molecular function: zinc ion binding; DNA-binding transcription factor activity, RNA polymerase II-specific; RNA polymerase II cis-regulatory region sequence-specific DNA binding. Lineage: Eukaryota; Metazoa; Chordata; Chondrichthyes; Myliobatiformes; Myliobatidae. Bases 74 to 2419 code for a protein of 781 amino acids. The transcript has 20 exons.